AUGAAGAACGACAUCUUCUUCUCCACCAUCUUCCUUCUCUCCCUACUCUUCCUCUCUGCCACCAUGAACGAGGCAGCUGUCCCAUGCAGCACUGUGGACAUGAGAGCAGCGGCCUGCGUAGGGUUUGCCACAGGCAAGGACGCAAAGCCAACUCCUACAUGCUGCUCUGGGCUGCAGCAGCUCGCUCAGACAGUCAAGACUGUGGAUGAUAAGAAGGCGAUUUGCCGCUGCUUGAAGGCCGGAGCCAAGUCUCUCGGCGUUCAAGAUAAGUUCUUGAGCCAGAUUCCACAGGCUUGCAACAUCAAAGUUGGCUUCCCGGUUUCUAUCUCCACCAACUGUGACACGUGA
This is a messenger RNA of Carica papaya (papaya), 348 nucleotides long. RefSeq names its product non-specific lipid-transfer protein D, cotyledon-specific isoform-like. Lineage: Eukaryota; Viridiplantae; Streptophyta; Magnoliopsida; Brassicales; Caricaceae. Gene Ontology annotation, biological process: lipid transport. The record is from RefSeq and is a predicted model, not a curated record. Gene Ontology annotation, molecular function: lipid binding.